AUGAUGGACGCUUCGAUGGCGCUGCACAGGUCUGAUGUUUGGAAGGACUUAAUUAAGGCGCCCACAAGGAUUGCCCCCGAAAACGUGACGUAUUUACCACUCUCGAGCGCUAUGACUCAUUUGCCUUGGGUGUGGUACCAUCAGAGGAAUACCGUAACACCAGUAGCUUCAUGUACUUUCCAGGCCAAGCGUAAUGAUGUACAUACCCGCCUCCUGAAAAUCUGCACGAUUGGGUAG
Coprinopsis cinerea okayama7#130 is the source of this 237-nucleotide messenger RNA. RefSeq lists its product as hypothetical. The record is from RefSeq and is a predicted model, not a curated record. The coding region runs from base 1 to 237 and encodes 78 amino acids. The transcript is spliced from 4 exons. NCBI's taxonomy places the organism in Eukaryota, Fungi, Basidiomycota, Agaricomycetes, Agaricales, Psathyrellaceae.